Messenger RNA from Macadamia integrifolia, 949 nucleotides. Its product is annotated as histone H3.3. The transcript is spliced from 4 exons. Gene Ontology annotation, molecular function: DNA binding; protein heterodimerization activity; structural constituent of chromatin. Gene Ontology annotation, cellular component: nucleosome. The coding region runs from base 157 to 567 and encodes 136 amino acids. The record is from RefSeq and is a predicted model, not a curated record. Lineage: Eukaryota; Viridiplantae; Streptophyta; Magnoliopsida; Proteales; Proteaceae.
CCGUUAGAUAAAAACACAGUGAAAACGAAUCCUGACCGUCCACGGGGUCCACGCCUCUAUAAAUAAAGCUCUACGGCUUUUACUAACGAUAUUUUGUAUUUUGGGGAGUUAGUUGUUCUCGCUUCUGUGUUUGAUUGCUCGAGGAAGAACUGUGAGAUGGCUCGUACAAAGCAAACCGCACGUAAAUCGACGGGAGGAAAGGCUCCCAGGAAGCAGCUUGCCACUAAGGCUGCUCGUAAGUCGGCCCCUACCACAGGAGGGGUCAAGAAACCACACAGAUACCGCCCUGGAACUGUCGCUCUUCGUGAAAUCAGGAAGUACCAAAAAAGCACAGAGCUUUUGAUCAGGAAACUGCCCUUCCAGAGGCUUGUCCGUGAAAUAGCCCAAGAUUUCAAGACCGAUCUUCGUUUCCAGAGCCAUGCUGUCUUAGCUCUGCAGGAGGCUGCGGAAGCCUACUUGGUCGGGUUAUUUGAAGACACUAACCUUUGCGCCAUUCAUGCUAAGCGAGUCACCAUAAUGCCAAAGGACAUUCAAUUGGCCAGGAGGAUCCGUGGUGAGAGGGCUUAGGUGCUUUCAGCCUUGAAGAAUUAUGCUGAUCAUUGAUAAUAGAUUACAUAGCGGUAUUUUGGUCGUUCUUGUUAGCUGUAUGCUUUUAAAUUCGACUGUUAUGCGAAUUGUAGUAAGGUAACAUAUACAGUGAGAAUUGUGUGGGGACAAAGGUGGUGGUGGUGGUGGUGUUGGUGUAUGCAGUGGUUAAUGGAUGGAGGGAACCCUUCCAAGGUUUGAUGGUCUUAUUUGUUUUUUGUUUGUGGGCGAAGGGUUCUUAUUCAGGUACUUUGCUGAAUGCCCUAAGCUUUCAAUUCAAUGUUUUAGUUCGUCCGUCUUCUAAUUUGUGCAUUUGCUUGACCUGCUUAUGGAAAUUAACAACCCAGUGGAAGAGUUCUUUGAA